AAUUAACGAUCAAUUUGGAAUCUCUUCAGUUUCAAAAACUUAUGGAAUCAAGAACAUGUAUAAAGAUUUUAAUUAUAAAGAUGAUGUGAUGCGGGUAGAAAAUAAACUUUCUGUGCUAGAAAUGCAAGCAUCAGAUAUAAUUCAUAAUAUUGUUAAUACAUCUCAAAAAGAAAGUCAG
Racocetra persica is the source of this 178-nucleotide messenger RNA. The record is from the annotation of a GenBank genome assembly. NCBI's taxonomy places the organism in Eukaryota, Fungi, Glomeromycota, Glomeromycetes, Diversisporales, Gigasporaceae.